CACUCUCUUAAGAUAAGCCCGGUCACAGCCAUUAAAAUUAGUUGAACAGACCAGAAUUGGUAUUUGGUCGGUUCUCUUUUGUAUGCUGCCCUUGUGGUGCUUUUUCUCUCGAGCUUCGUGAGAGAUGGACAGUUAGAAGGACUGUUGUAGAUGGCUGCUGCCUUUGUUGUUCUUUUCCUUGGCCACCGCUGAUGGUGCUGAUUUUUUGGUUGUUGUUGUGCUGCUGCUGCCCCUACAAGAACUGUUUUCGUGUUGGCUUAUCAUGGAUAAAUCAGUCAACCUACUGGUAAUGCUAAGACAAGACGUACGCGUGUCACACAAUAUAUAGUCAAAAAUAAAAAAGUUUGCGCUUAAAGUUGUAUAAGUACUUUUAAGUUGCUAUUGAAAGCAGGAGCGAAGGUAAUUUAAUAAUGUCUGAAUUUAACUUGUCUACGGAAAAAUUAAACUACUUUACAGAAGUGAUAAAAACGUACGACAAUAAACAUAAAUGCAAGUUUAAUGGAUAAUAGUCAACAACAAAACAAUUUCAAAAAACAGUUCAGCUUACUUUCCUGAAGUACUUAUGUACAAAUAAAAUGCACACAAAAAUUGUAUAAAAUAAAAUACAACAGUUUACAAUAACUUCGAGCACAUAGAAUUAAUAUGCAGAUGUGUAUGAAUGUAUUUUUUCCUUCGGGCUUUCGCUAACACACAUUGCUCCCACAGCUUCGAAGUAACGCCAUCCUCAGUACCAUUCUUGUCGGUACUUCUUGGUAAAGUCCUUGCAACGGAAGCUUUUCCGAUUCGUUUCAUCUUGUGCCCACAAGCUCCGAUUAUUGAGUACGACUUUAACCGCUGACACGAACCAGACGAACGACAAAGCUUUGCAGUGUAAGCGUGUAUAAUUUACAUAAAGCAAAAUAAAGACAGCGAAGCUAAUUUCGGCAAGCCGAAGUAGAUAUACUCUUGCAUAUUAAAACAAAAUGAAAACAUGCAAUUAAAAGCAUACGUAAAUCCUUGUGGACGGCAGUACACCUAGUGAGAAAGAGCACCAGGAGAGAGAGCUAAUGUGACAAGCAUAUUGCAACGUGCCGAAUGUGAACAGUUUAAAGUUUCAGGAUUUCAUUGGAAAACUUCUUUAUAAGAUCAGCAAGUAUAAGCAAUGCAAUGCUAUUAACGUUGUGGUCUUAAAAAGUUAAGAAAAAAAAAACUGAAGAUGAAACUAACAAGAGACAAAAUUAUAAUUCUGGCCAUCAUGCUGAUGCUGAGUCCAGUAGCCAACUUAAAGAGUCUUAAUAACGUACAUACUCAGGACACUGUGUCGGUGUCUUUGCCUGGCGAUAUAAUACUUGGUGGGUUAUUUCCCGUCCAUGAAAAAGGUGAAGGUGCUCCAUGUGGACCAAAAGUAUAUAACAGAGGAGUACAACGCCUGGAGGCAAUGCUCUAUGCUAUAGAUCGCGUAAAUAACGACUCUAAUAUUCUUCCCGGAAUAACGAUAGGGGUGCAUAUACUUGACACCUGUUCGAGGGACACAUAUGCCCUUAACCAGUCACUUCAGUUUGUAAGAGCUUCCCUCAACAACUUGGACACUUCUGUGUUUGAGUGUUCAGAUUCGUCAAGCCCACAAAUAAGAAAAAACGCUUCAUCGGGACCCGUUUUCGGAGUUAUUGGUGGAUCCUACAGUUCAGUGUCUCUGCAAGUAGCCAACUUGCUGCGUCUGUUUCAUAUUCCCCAAAUAUCACCGGCAUCAACUGCUAAAACGCUAUCGGACAAAUCACGAUUUGAUCUAUUUGCUAGAACAGUACCGCCAGACACUUUUCAAUCCGUAGCCCUUGUAGAUAUACUCAAAAAUUUUAAUUGGUCCUAUGUAUCCACGAUACACUCGGAGGGAUCUUAUGGUGAAUAUGGGAUUGAAGCUUUUCACAAGGAAGCCACCGAACGGCACGUAUGCAUAGCGGUAGCCGAGAAAGUGCCAAGCGCAGCAGACGAUAAAGUUUUUGACUUAAUAAUUGGCAAACUUCAAAAGAAGCCCAACGCCCGCGGAGUUGUACUCUUUACAAGAGCCGAGGAUGCGCGCCGCAUUCUUCAGGCAGCUAAGCGCGCUAAUUUAUCACAACCGUUUCACUGGAUAGCAAGUGACGGUUGGGGCAAGCAACAAAAACUUCUUGAAGGCUUGGAGGAUAUUGCCGAGGGCGCUAUAACUGUAGAACUACAGUCGGAAAUAAUCGAAGAUUUUGAUCACUAUAUGAUGCAGCUGACGCCGGAAACAAAUCAAAGGAACCCGUGGUUUGCUGAGUACUGGGAGGACACGUUCAAUUGCAUUCUCGAACCAGUGUCGGAUCAAACAAAUUCCCCAACCAGUAUCGAUUCCACUGAGAUAAAGAUCGCUACCAAGUCUAAAACAACAUGCGAAGAUAGCUUUCGGUUAUCUGAGAAAGUUGGAUACGAACAGGAGUCCAAAACUCAAUUUGUUGUGGAUGCUGUAUACGCAUUUGCCUAUGCACUUCAUAAUUUACAUAAUGAUCGUUGUAAUACACAAAGCGACCAAACGUCGGAACAACGAAAGCACCACCAUAGUGAGUCUGUGUGGUACAGAAAACUAUCGACUGAUACGAAGUCCCAGGCGUGUCCCGACAUGGCAAACUAUGACGGAAAGGAUUUUUACAACAACUACUUGUUAAACGUCUCGUUUAUAGAUCUUGCCGGCAGCGAAGUCAAGUUUGAUCGUCAGGGCGAUGGAUUGGCAAGGUAUGAUAUUUUAAAUUAUCAACGUCUGGAAAACUCAUCUGGAUAUCAGUAUAAGGUUAUUGGCAAAUGGUUUAAUGGACUGCAACUAAAUUCUGAAACAGUUGUAUGGAACAAGGAAGCAGAGCAACCAACUUCCGCAUGUUCGCUGCCUUGUGAGGUUGGGAUGAUAAAAAAACAACAGGGAGAUACCUGUUGCUGGAUAUGCGACAGCUGCGAAUCCUUCGAAUACGUAUAUGACGAGUUUACAUGUAAGGACUGCGGUCCAGGACUUUGGCCUUAUGCAGACAAGCUUUCCUGCUUUGCUUUAGAUAUUCAAUACAUGCGAUGGAACUCCUUAUUUGCUCUAAUACCCAUGGCCAUAGCAAUAUUCGGUAUUGCUGUGACAAUUAUAGUAAUGCUACUAUUUGCAAAAAAUCACGAUACUCCAUUGGUAAGGGCGUCAGGACGGGAGCUAAGCUAUACUCUUCUCUUCGGUAUUUUGGUUUGUUACUGUAAUACCUUUGCGCUGAUAGCUAAACCAACAAUUGCUUCAUGUGUUCUGCAGAGGUUUGGUAUAGGGGUUGGUUUUUCCAUAAUUUAUAGUGCUCUGCUAACAAAAACAAAUAGGAUUUCACGAAUAUUUCACUCUGCAUCUAAAUCAGCUCAGCGCCUUAAGUAUAUUAGUCCACAAUCCCAGGUGGUAAUAACAGCCUCUUUAAUCGCAAUACAGGUUCUUAUCACCAUGAUUUGGAUGGUAGUUGAACCUCCAGGAACUCGUUUCUAUUAUCCAGACCGAACAGAAGUGAUCCUUAAGUGCAAAAUACAGGACAUGUCCUUCCUUUUUUCACAGUUGUAUAAUAUGAUUCUCAUAACAAUAUGCACAGUUUAUGCUAUUAAAACGAGGAAAAUACCAGAAAAUUUUAAUGAGUCAAAGUUUAUUGGAUUCACUAUGUACACCACUUGUAUAAUCUGGCUAGCUUUUGUACCCAUAUACUUUGGAACUGGAAAUUCUUAUGAGGUGCAAACUACUACGUUAUGUAUUUCAAUAAGUCUGAGUGCAUCAGUUGCUCUUGUUUGUUUGUAUUCACCCAAGGUGUACAUCCUCGUCUUUCACCCGGAUAAAAACGUCCGUAAGUUAACCAUGAACAGCACCGUCUACAGGCGUUCAGCUGCAACUGGAGCUCAGGGUGCGCCCAGCAGCUCCGUAUAUAGUCGCACACAGGCAGGCAACACUGUACCGACAGGAGGGGCGUUGGGUACUACAGCAUCAAGUGCCCUUCAAACACAAAACAGCUCUAAUCUUGACGAGCCUUCGGGCCAAUCAGCUGUUGUUCACAAAAGCAGUGAUUAUAGUAAUGGCGAAUUCAUGCCCGAGGAAUGCGAAUGUGCUGAGGCAUUCUGCAACCGAGUAAAAAAUUAAAUUUUAAGCCGAGGAAUAUCACACUUGAAUAUUGGUCGACAACCGAUGCUUUUUAGAAAAGACUAGUUAUCCUAUGGAAAUGUACAUCUUUAAUUUAGAUUAUACUUCGCUAGUUAAACACGAAACGAAACUUAUAAUAUCACGAUUAAAGUAGAAUAAUAACCAUAUACUGGAAUAGUUAAGUGUAAGAAAAAUCUGUAGAGAUUUAUAUAUUAAGCAGCGCUCCCAUUCGCCAAAAUAGGUAGUCUAUUUCAUCUCGGAUAAAGAAUCUCAAGAAAUUGUUGUUUUAACCAAAAUGUUAAGGUUCUAAAGAAUUUCGAAAUAAUUUUUUCCCAUCACUAAUUAAGAAAAAUUGUACAUUAAAAAAUAAGAAUACUUAUUUAUUAGCGUUUUCAACUUUGAGAACCAUGUUCCUGAUUUAACUGGAUUGUUGUUUUCAUUCAGUUUUAGUCUUAUUUCUUUCAACUAUGUAUAUAUUAAGCAAUAACACCUCCUAAUCCUUCAAGGAGAAACAAUAAAGUCGAGGCCUUCGACUGUUAUAUACCCAUUAAUCUGAUUCAUAUAAAAUCAAAUUGCCAGGCAUUUUGAUUUGCGCGGCACUUACCACUGAUGCUAGCGCCACGGUACCUUGCGGACUUUAGAUGUAAUACUGACCAUGCCAAAGUCUGUUUAACUUAUUUAGUCAUUACGUUGGGUACAAUUUUCAACAUUUAGAUACACCGAAAAAAAAUCUUCAAAAAGGAGGAAGGCUGUCAGACUUUAGCGUUAUUGGAGUUAGAGGAGCGGUGGCAUUUUGCUGAAUAAAACAAACGCUGCAGAAAAUGUACAUGUACUUGUUUUAUACAAUCCUUUUAGAUUUUGCAGUUCAAUAUGUAUAUCAGGGAGGGUCGAAUGAGGAGCCUGAAAAUCGUAUUUUAAAGGAUUGUAAACAACAUUGCCGAAGUCCAACAGCUUAUAUGUAGGAUUGAAAAUCAAUUUACCAAAACAAAAAGUUGUCAUGCCCACAAACCGAUCAAAAUCGUACAUUUAAGCACUGAUAUCUCGCAGGUGUAUUUCAGCAGGGUGUCACUCUCUCUCUUCGGAUUUAAACAAUUGGGGUGUCAUUCGACGCGUAUUUUCGGUAAAAAUACAACAAGGCCAAUAAAAUGUGGCCUAUAUUCUCAACCGCCUAAAAAUGUCAUAUUUUAUAAAUUUUCUUUUAAUAAUUUAAUACAAUAUAAGGAAGUCGCCCUCCCACACCUUUCUUAAGCGCUUCGUUAAUCAGUGGAUCUUAAUCCGCUUGUCAAUACCUACUGCCACGGACUGUAAAUAAAUAGUAAAAAGUAAAAAAUUUAAAAAUGUAAAGAAAAUAAAAUUUAAAAAAAAAUAUAUAAUUUUUUUUAGCGUUUUUCUUGUUUUCAGUAGAAAUAAAGCAAUUGUUUCCAUUUUUCCGUGCCAUAUUCAAAUUAAUUUACUAGAAACAUGUUUAUCUGACCAUGUCCAUGCAGAUUCUAUUUUCAAAUACAGCGAAACUUUGUUUCGUCAGGGUGGCUCCCUAAUUUUCAAUGUUAGAAUAAACAUUAACAGAAAUGUAUAGCUCUCAUCGAUAGCUAUCAAUGAAUCGAAAAAAGGUUUAAAACAAAUCGACCCUAUAGACGCUGAUCUCUCGGAAAGUAUGACAUCAUAAAUUAAGGGACCACACUAACUCGUACCAACAACCAAAAAAGUCUUUAAACUCAAAACUUUAAUGCCCACAAACGCCCUAACACUAUAAUUUGUCUUCGCCACAUUACUAUGUAAAAAAAAAGAUAAAGAUAGUAUGAUUUAUAUUUAUAAGGUUAUAAUUAUUUCAGUCACUAGUUUGCAAUGCAGUAAAGGUUAUUUGUUUUACCUUUCCUACCCGAUUCGAUAUAGUUUUCCGAUCCUGCAUAAGAAAUGAGACUUUUGGAAAGUCGGACAGCUUCAAACGUUUGCCUAGAAACGGACAUGACUAUUUUCACUCGUCUAAUUAUCAUGAAUAUAAAAAAAAAUAUAUAUUUAUUUAGCCAUUUAGCCAUAUCUCUAUAGAGAUUACAUUUUACUUUAUAGAGUAGGAAACGCUUUUUGUUACAUUUGUUCAGACGACUGUAAAUUAAUUAUUUUAUUCUACGAGUAACAGGUAUAAAAAGUGAAAAUUUACUUUUUUUAAGAUCACAUAAUGAUUUUAGGCUGAUAAAACUGUAUCAUAUCGACUACAUUUCACUUUUCCUAAGAUAUAAUAAAUAAAACAAGAAAGGAAGUUGUAUACCCUUGCAGUUAUAAUAAAUAGUCAAAGUUUGUAACGCCAUGUUUAAUUUUUAAGGACUGUUGCUGGCUUCUGUGAUAUUAAAAAAAAUUACUUCAUUAUUUCUCUGCCAUUUCCUUGACAGCUUUAUGAUAGAGUCGUCCGAUUUUUAUAAAUUUUAAUUCGAAAUUCUUAAAUAUAUAAAAAAUGGUAUUCUUAUAUUUAUAAGAUAAUACCGAAGCUAUAAUUUGUAUCAUAUUAGUUUCCCACCAAUUUUCCGAUCGUUCCUAUGACAGCUAUAAAAAGUGCUAUUUUCAAGGGGGUUAUAUGUUAAAAAACACCAAACAUAUAAUUUUUUUCAGAAUAUUUUCCCAUCAAUUUUUUGAUUGUUACCAUUACAGCUAUAUGAUAUAGUCGUCCAAUUUUGAAAAAAUUUAAUACGAAAUUCAGACUCUCUUAAAACAUGUUAUUUCCAAGCGUAGGAGGAGAAAACAGCGAAGUUAUAAUUUUUUAAAAUUUGUUUUGCAAUUGUUUCUAUGGGAGCUAUAAGAUAUAGUAGCCCUGUCCGACUGGUUCCGUCUUACAUACUAACUGCAAAGGAAAGAAGACUUUUGGGAAAGUUCAGCUCGAUAGCUUUAAAACUGAGAAACUAGUUUUCGUAGAAACGGACGGACACACGGACAUGAAAAAUAUCGUCUAGAUCAUAAUACCCUCUGCAAGGGUAUGCACGUCUAUUGGUAGACAAUAUAAAAUUGUGCUCCAAGCGGAAUGGAAGUUCUCGACAACCCAACGACAAAUAACAUCAAAAUAAAUAACAAAUAUAUCAAAAGUUUUCUCAUUGGUUAGGAUAUGCAUAAAAAGUUCAACAUGUAUAAUAUGUGAGAAGUAGGAUUACUGUUCCUAUAUAUAAGGUUUGUUAACUAUUGGGAAAGUUUUAAAUCGAUAACUUUUAAAAUGGGUAAACGGCACAGAAACGAAUAAAAUAUACUUUAUAGGAUCGGAAUAUUCGCCUUUAUUAUUUUACAAAAUGUAUAGAACAGCUGACGUAUAUAAUUGCCAUUAUACCCUCUUUUUAUAUAAGAAAAAAAUUGUAAACAAUCUUUCAGUGGUAGUUUUUAGUAUAUGGGGUGCAAAUUUUAUUUAUAAAUAAUAAUCAAAAUAUAUUCAGUUUACUUUACUACUAACUGGUAUCAAUGUGCACGGCGGCCCACGUAGUGACAAAGAGCACCAGGAGGGUGUGGGAAGGCGACUACUAUAUAUACACAAAAUGAAAACCUACUGUAGUCGUCCCAUUGUUUCGCGUAAUACAUCAAUCAAAAUGUAUUGCAAAAACUAAAAGAAUUGCAUACCAAGACGUUAAAAAAAAUUAAUUGGUUUGGGAGAAAAGGAAAAUGAAAAUGUAAAAGUUAAAAUUUUAAAAAUGUGAUUUGUUGGGGCCGGUGGGGAUAAUUACCACCACCACCAUUGCCCCCCUAUCGACCUAGUUGUUCUACCACUUUUCGAAAAACUAGCUAGUUUGACAGCUAUAAAAACUAUUGAAAACUUUUAAUAAAGCGUGCCGGAUGAAAACAAUGUAUAAACUGUACUUAUUUAGUGAAUCGAAAUAAGUACUUUUGUUUGUUGAAAGUGCGAUCGUCACUAUAUUUAUACCUCGUUAAGAGGUGUUUUUAUAUUAAAUAUAUGUUUCUCAAUAAACAUGACACAAUAAACUUUUUUGAAACACAUUUGUGUAUUCGAUUGCCGGUGCAUCUCUCCAUAUAUCAUUCUAUGCCUAAGUUGUUGCCGUGACGGAUGCUGCUGAUGUUGCAAGAAAAGCUGAUGCCAUCCAACCGGAGAUGGAAUGUUUUGAUGCACAUGUUCCGUAUUUAAAAUUGAUUCCACAGUGUGUUUAUUAACUUAUAAAGGAUGGCUUUUAAGACCAAUAAAAACGAAAACUGAAAAAUUACAAAAUAUCAAUUUAGUGGUAAAAAUUUUAACUCAAUAGGUUUGAUAUAAGUAAGAUUUAAAACAAAUCUAGAAAAUUCGAAUUCGCACGUAUGUAUUUAAAACUGGGAUUGGCUUAACAGCUUUAAAAUGAAAGUGUUCUCAUUUCUGCCUCACUUUAAAAAUAAAAUGUUUUAAUUACUUUAAAAAAAUUUUAUUUUUCUUUAGAGUUAAUAACUAAUUUAAAGCCAUUAUCAUAUCGUGUUUGUCUAUAGAUAAUUACUCCUCUUAAUGCUAGUCGUAGGUAAGCUGACCUUUAACGUAAGUAUUAUGUUCGUGUGUCGCACACACCUAAUAACUUAUAUACAGACAGUUAAAAAAUGUUAAACAAUG
Messenger RNA from Drosophila biarmipes, 8684 nucleotides. RefSeq names its product metabotropic glutamate receptor (gene mGluR). Gene Ontology annotation, biological process: G protein-coupled glutamate receptor signaling pathway; regulation of synaptic transmission, glutamatergic. Lineage: Eukaryota; Metazoa; Arthropoda; Insecta; Diptera; Drosophilidae. Gene Ontology annotation, molecular function: group II metabotropic glutamate receptor activity. The transcript has 9 exons. Gene Ontology annotation, cellular component: membrane. The record is from RefSeq and is a predicted model, not a curated record. Bases 1196 to 4126 code for a protein of 976 amino acids.